Molecule: messenger RNA, 5122 nt
Organism: Myxocyprinus asiaticus (Chinese sucker)
Lineage: Eukaryota; Metazoa; Chordata; Actinopteri; Cypriniformes; Catostomidae
Product: probable ATP-dependent RNA helicase DHX35
Exons: 21
Coding region: 22-2121 (699 amino acids)
Cellular component (GO): catalytic step 2 spliceosome; intracellular anatomical structure
Molecular function (GO): ATP binding; RNA binding
Source: RefSeq, a predicted model, not a curated record
GCACAUUACACGUCGUGCAUCAUGGCGGCGCCCCACUCCACCAUGAAAUUCUGGAAACCCGGAUCAGAGGCCCCCGGUGUGUGUGAGGAGAGAGAUCUGUCCACUGAGACCACCGGCUCACCCAUCAUCUUUAACCCUCACACCGCUCUCUCUAUAGAGAAACAGAGACAGAGUCUGCCAGUGUUUAAGCACAGAAACAACAUCCUGUAUCUGGUGGAGAGUUUCCAGACUGUGGUGAUUGUUGGAGAAACGGGAUCUGGAAAAAGCACACAGAUCCCGCAGUACUUGUUGGAGGCGGGAUGGGCGGCUGAAGGGAAGGUGAUUGGUGUCAGUCAACCUCGGCGGGUGGCCGCUACAUCUGUGGCCAGUCGUGUUGCAGAGGAGCGCGGGGCGUUUCUGGGGCACGAGGUGGGCUACACCAUCAGAUUUGAUGACUGUUCUGACCCUCACGCCACACGCAUAAAGUUUCUGACAGAUGGGAUGUUGGUUCGGGAGAUGAUGUCUGACCCACUGUUAAAGAAAUACAGUGUGUUAAUGCUGGAUGAAGCUCAUGAAAGAACGCUUUACACGGACAUCGCAAUCGGCUUGCUGAAGAAGAUUCAGAAGAAGCGGAGAGACCUGCGUCUAAUUGUAGCCUCGGCCACACUGGAUGCCAAGAAAUUUCAAGAUUUCUUCAACCUGAAUGAGUCUGGAGACCCAAGUAAAGACACCUGCGGGAUUCUUACCAUUGAGGGCCGAACGUUCCCUGUGGAUCUCUUCUACACUGUCAGUCCAGUCCCAGACUAUGUGAAGGCCACGGUGGAAACAGUGCUGAAGAUUCACGAGACAGAAGAUGAUGGUGAUGUGUUGGCGUUUCUCACAGGACAGGAGGAGGUGGAGAAUGUGGUGUCUAUGCUCCAGGAACAGGCUCGAACUCUGUCCCGCUAUGGUAUGAAGAAGCAUCUGUGUGUGCUGCCCAUGUACGCCGGUCUGCCCUAUAAUGAACAGAUGAGAGUGUUUGAGAGGAUGCCCCCUACUGUCAGAAAGGUGGUGGUUGCUACCAAUAUAGCUGAAACGUCCAUCACCAUUAAUGGCGUGGUGUUUGUGAUCGACUGUGCGUUUGUGAAGCUGAGAGCGUAUAACCCUUGUACAGCGAUAGAGUCACUGAUCAUAACGCCCAUCUCUAAAGCCUCUGCAUGUCAGAGAGCGGGAAGAGCUGGACGCAACCGCGCAGGGAAGUGUUUCAGACUCUAUACAGAGGAGGACUUUGAGAAGUUGCCUGCAUCUACAGUUCCAGAGAUGCAGCGCUCUAAUCUGGCUCCUGUCAUUCUGCAGCUCAAAGCACUGGGCAUCGACAAUGUUUUGCGAUUCAGCUUCCUGUCUCCUCCACCCGCUCAGUCUAUGGUUCAAGCUCUGGAGCUGCUCUUCGCUCUUGGCGGUCUAGAUCAGUACGGGCGUCUGACUGACCCGAUGGGCGUGCGUAUGGCAGAGUUUCCCCUCAGUCCCAUGUUUGCAAAGAUGCUGCUGGAAUCUGGAAACUUCGGCUGCUCCAAAGAGAUUGUCACCAUAGCGGCCAUGAUGCAAAUUCAGAACAUAUUUAUGGUGCCGCACAGUCAGAAGAAAGCAACUGCACGUGAGCACAGGAAGUUUGCCGUGGCUGAGGGCGAUCAUUUGACCAUGCUGAACGUUUAUGAGGCUUUUAUAAAGCAUCAGAAGAGCUCUCAAUGGUGUCAGGAUCAUUUCCUGAACUAUAAAGGUCUCUUGCGUGCCGUGACUGUACGAGAACAGCUGAGACACCUCCUCAAUAAGUUUAAGGUGCCUCGAACGUCCAGUGAAGGUGACCCGGAUGUGAUUCUCAGAUGUAUUGUGUCAGGAUUUUUUGCCAAUGCUGCUCGUAUGCAUCACUCUGGCUCCUACAGGACCCUACGAGAUGACAGAGAACUGUACAUUCACCCUGAUUCUGUACUGUAUGGAGAAAAGCCCCCAAAAUGGGUGGUUUUCAAUGAGGUGGUUCAGACCAGUAAGUACUACAUGAGGGACGUGACGGCGGUCGAGUCAUCCUGGUUGGUAGAGUUGGCCCCUCACUUUUACAAACAGGCCAAGCACGGGUCUCUGAACAGCAAACGGGCCAAAGUCUUCUAAGCUGACCUUCAACACCAAAAACGAGGCGCCCUCAAUAUUCCUUAGACAAAAGCUUAGACACAACUUUACUACACAUCCAGAUUUUGAGCCCGAAAAAUAGGAAAAACACUGUGUUACCUUUUGUAGAUAUAGAUGUAUGAUAUAUUUAUGCUGUCAAGGCCAUCUUUUUAUUUAGUGAAGCUGGACAGACAUUGAAGUAAUUCAACUGUGAUUUUAUUGUUUACUGUUUGAGAGUGACAAGUGAAUAUGAGAUAACUAUAUAUGGAAUGGUUAGGGUUAGGUUGGGUUGGGUUGGGUUAGGGUUUGGUUAGGUUAGGUUAGGUUAGGGUUAGGUUGGUUAGUUUAGGUUGGGUUGGGUUAGGGUUUGGUUGUGUUAAUUUUGGUUGGGUUAGGUUGGGUAAGGUUAGGUUGGGUUAGGUAGGGUUAGUUUAGGUUGGGUUAGGGUUUGGUUGGGUUAGGUUAGGUUAGCUUGGGUUAGUUUAGGUUGGGUUGGGUUAGUUUAGUUUAGGUUGGGUUAGUUUAGGUUGGGUUCAGUUGGGUUGGGUUAGUUUAGGUUGGGUUAGGUUAGGUUGGGUUAGAGUUUGGUUGGGUUAAUUUUGGUUAGCUUGGGUUAGUUUGGGUUGGGUUAGUUUAGUUUGGGUUGGGUUAGUUUAGGUUAGGUUGGGUUAGUUUGGGUUGGGUUAAGUUAGGUUGGGUUAGUUUAGCUUGGGUUAGUUUAGGUUAGGUUGGGAUAGUUUAGGUUGGGUUAGUUUAGGUUAGUUUAGGUUAUGUUGAGUUAUUUUUGGCUGGGUUGGGUUAGUUUAGGUUAGGUUGGGUAAGGUUGGGUUAGUUUAGGCUGGGUUGGGUUAGAUUAGAUUAGGUUGGGUAAGGUUAGGUUGGGUUGGGUUAGUUUAGGUUGGGUAAGGUUAGGUUGGGUUAGGCUGCUUUAAGUUAAUUUAGGUUGAGCUGGUUUAGGUUGGGUUAGUUUAGGUCAGGUUGUGUUAGCUUAGGUUGGGUUGGGUUGUGUUAUGUUGGGUUAUGGUUAUAAUUGAUGGACAGGUUGUAAAGCUUUACAACGUUGCACGAUUCCCUACUCUCAAUAAAAUCCAUAUUAAUAACCAAUAUUACUAUAAUAAGCUAUUUUUUACAAAUGAUUUCAAAUCCUCAUCGGAAAAAUACUGUGUAGAUCGAUCGUAGUGGCCUUUUUACCAUUUUGUGCCAAAUAUUACGAAACCAUAGAUCAUUUCCUGGUAUUUAUGGAAUGUGCAAUUAGUCGUAGUUAUACUGUGAGCAUGCGACAAAAAGUGCCAUUUUUAUAUUUGUAUAAGUAAAAAUGAGCCUCGUUGUUCACCUAUAGCUUCAAAAACUGUUAUUAGGUGUAAUUCGUCAUAGUUUCAUACUGUCACUUCCUAAGGAAUAACCAGCCAUGACUAGUUGUUUGAUAAGAUGAGAGUAAAUAGCACAGUGAAAGACACGCCUCAGGGAGGAGCUUAUUUCAUAAUUAAUUGGACUGGGGUGCCAAUCAUGUGAGUGAAGGCGGAGCCUCUAUCUUGUCAACAUGAAUGUGAUGUUCUUUAAACUUGGAAGCAGCUAUUGAGCCUUUUUCCUUUGUAUUUCAUUGCUGAUUUCACUUUACUGUGGUUUUUUUGUCCCCUAACACACUUUAUUCUCUCCAAAAUGAAUUUUAAAGUUGUUAAAGUAUACAAAAUAUACUUUCAAGGUAAGAUUUAUAACUGUAUUGCCAAAUCUCUCUAUGGUAAUGUACACAGUUAUAUAUGUUGUCAAUUCAGUAUUCUGGAGUAGUGUAGAUCUAACUUGUAUUCAGCUGUCCUGUUUCACAGUCAAAUUAGCUGAAAAUAAAACCAGUUUAAACAUAGCAUGAUCAACAGUGUCUUUAAAUAUGGAAAAUCUCAAGUAGUUUCACAUCAGUGCAGUAAUUUGAAUCAGUCAUAUAUUAUGUGUGCAAAGUGCAAUCUAAUUUCUGUCCAAAUGUCCCAUUCCAAAGCAGCAUAUAGUAAAUGUAUUUGUUUGUAGUAAAUAAUUGUGUUUAUUCCUUAUUGUGGUGAAUUUUAAAGGAAAUAAAGAAACAAUUUAAAAGACAGUAAAUGUUAAUUGGUUGUUUGUACUGAACUGUGUGUGGUCUUUGCAUUUGAUGGUGUAACUCAUUGCUGACUUAGGAAACUGAAACUGAAAUUUGUCAAAUCUUUUCUGAGCCAUUUUUGCAAAGACUUUUAACCAACUGAUGCUAUUGUGUUGCUAGAAUACAGUGCCAGAUUAAAUAUAUGAUUCUUCAUGUUGCGAAUUUUUUAUUAAAGGACAGAAUACUCAAUUAAACCAACAAACAUGGUAACAGACAUCAUUACAAUUUCAGUGUAAUGCUUAAAAAAUUCAGUAAUGUCUGAUGUUGACCAGGAUGUGUCAGUGUUGGCAUAAUAAUGUAUAAUUAGUCAUAAUCAAAUGCUUUUUCUACCGGUCUCUCUCUCUCUCUCUCUCUCUCUAUUAUUUAUGUAAGUAACUCAGUAAGAUAACAAAUAGGACAACAAAUCCAUUUUGAGUCAUUAAUUGUGUUGUUUUAGGCAUUUAUCUUUAAAAUGUGUCAUUUGGGCUUGACGGACUUUUAUAAAUAUUAAAUAUAAAAAUGUUUUACUGGAUAUGGUAGUUAAGAUAACUACCUGUAAACCAAUUAACGGUCUUUUACUGUCACGUUUUUACAUUCUUUUACCGUUAAAAUUAACAGUGUUUAACAUUUAACAAUUUUAUUACCAUGUACAGUUAUUAACACGUCUAUUGAAUCUUUAAACAUUUGCAAAUGUAAAAGUAUUUUAGUGAAUAAAUGUUGUGAAAUACAUUGUGUAUUCAGUCUUACAUUCACAUACAUAACUGUUCUUAUAUACUUUCACUCUUGUAUCAAGACCAUACCAUAACUGUAAUUAUACAGUAACUGUUCUGAUUAUAUUUUAUGUUGUAUAGAUAUGAGCAUUUGUGAUAGAUGGCUAUCCGUUAACAUUAGUUAAUUCAUUAU